GCCAGGGUUGCUUUUGCAGAGAGAGGAGGACUGUGUUAAUGCAGAAUGUCAUCAUCUGAGGAGAGAACCACAAGUCCUGUUUUGCCAAAAGACUCUGACCGAGGCAGCUCUGUCUCUUCAGAUCUUCAGGAUGAAUAUGAAGAGCUGCUUCGUUAUGCUGUAGUGACGCCAAAGUUUGAACCAAGUACAUUGCGACAGUCCCAUCAUAUAGAAGUUCAUCAGAAGAUUCCAGGAAGAAGUCCAGUAAUGGAUGAACGCAGGCAAAGAACUGCAGCAGCAGGCCAGAGGAAGCCUGGAAGAAGUUCUGAUUUUGCAACAUCUACUCGGACAACGAGGAUAGAAGUUUCGACAUCUGUAAAGGAGCCAGUUCGUCAGGACAUGGAAGAAUUUUGCGCACUCCGUUCAGAAGAGACUUCUGAAGAAUCUUCAUCUAGUCAGAGAGAGCUCCAAGAGACGAAUGUGACAGAGUUAAGCCUUUCUGAUGAAAGAGUGACCCAAAUAGAGAGCAUACUUGAUCUCUGGAGCGGGAGCCUGAAGACAAAUGUCCUGACUGAACUGAGGAAAUGGAAGCUUCAUUUUAUUGAACAUCACAGGCUAGAAAUGAGCCAGGAGAGAGAGAAACAUGCGGCACAUGUGAGACAUCUGACAAAUCAGCUGGAGAACCUGAAGGAGCUGCUACAUACGUAUGAAAUUUCAAUAGGGAGAAAGGAUGAGGUCAUUGCCAGUUUGACACAUGCAAUUGAGAAACAAAAGGACAGGAUAGAAUUAAUGAAGAAAUUCAAUAAGUGGCGCCUUCAGCAUUUCAUGAGUAAACAAGAGGCCAGACACGAGGGAUAUGCAGAUCGACUGGCUAAUCGGCUUUAUGAAAUAGGUUUGUUGAAGAAAGCCUGGGGAAUUUGGCGCUCUGCUAGCCACACAAAGUGGAAAGAGACCGUGGAAAUGGCCUGUCAAUCGAGUGCUGAAUCUGUACGUGUUGAGCUAUCCAAUGACUAUGAAGCUAAAAUUCAAAUGUUAACUGCUGCAUUGGAGGAGGCAAGAAAUAACCUCCUAGAAAUCCAGAACAAAAGGCAGGAUUAUGAAGAUGCCAUGAAGAAGGCCUUCAUGCGUGGCGUCUGCGCGCUGAAUCUAGAAGCAAUGACCAUAUUUCAGGGCAAGGAGAUCAAAUUGGACCACGUGUUUGAUCUGUCAGAUAAGAGAGCAGAACCUGGUUCUGGUGGUGCUCCAGCAGUGAAACCCUCUCAGUCACAAUUUGAUCGUCCUUUACCUCCUCCACAGUCCUCCUUGCCACCACCACCUCCUCCACCACCACCACCAACAGCUUGUCCCACCUCUGUUCCUGCUGAGGAUCUGUUUUCUUCCCAUCAAAGCCAUGCAGUUACCUCUCACACCAGAUUAGACUCAGCCAGUGCAUUAAUAGGCCUCGGUGCGGCAGGAGCAGGCACUGCAACGGUCUCACAGCUGCCCUUGACGAGAGUUGUGACGUCAGCACAACAGAAGGCUGGAAGGACUAUCACUGCUAGGAUCACUGGGAGGUCUGAUUUUGGACCAAAGAAUCGAUAUAGUAAUAACUUAGCUGUAUUUGGAGUUUCGCCUCCCAUGAACUCUGUUGUUGUGGAAAAACAUCAUCCAGUAACUCAACAAACUAUAUCUCAAGCAACAGCGGCUAAGUAUCCUCGAACUUUGCACCAUUUCCCCAGCAGCGCCAGCACAAGGCCUCCAGGACACAGUGGGAAAACUCCUUCCCAGCCCCACAGCAUCAUCCAGUCAAUAAAGGUUGUUGACUAGAUUGACAGGUUGAAAUGCUUAUCUUUUACCUUAAGCAGGUGAAGAGGAUUUUCCAAGUUGCAGUUUAAAGUA
This is a messenger RNA of Euleptes europaea (tarantolino), 1857 nucleotides long. RefSeq names its product POC5 centriolar protein (gene POC5). Lineage: Eukaryota; Metazoa; Chordata; Lepidosauria; Squamata; Sphaerodactylidae. The record is from RefSeq and is a predicted model, not a curated record. Bases 46 to 1785 code for a protein of 579 amino acids. Gene Ontology annotation, cellular component: centrosome. The transcript is spliced from 13 exons.